This is a messenger RNA of Malurus melanocephalus (red-backed fairy wren), 2208 nucleotides long. RefSeq names its product FtsJ RNA 2'-O-methyltransferase 3 (gene FTSJ3). The transcript is spliced from 17 exons. Gene Ontology annotation, molecular function: rRNA (uridine-2'-O-ribose)-methyltransferase activity; rRNA (guanine) methyltransferase activity. Gene Ontology annotation, cellular component: nucleolus; nucleus; preribosome, large subunit precursor. The coding region runs from base 83 to 2044 and encodes 653 amino acids. Lineage: Eukaryota; Metazoa; Chordata; Aves; Passeriformes; Maluridae. Gene Ontology annotation, biological process: maturation of 5.8S rRNA from tricistronic rRNA transcript (SSU-rRNA, 5.8S rRNA, LSU-rRNA); rRNA methylation; maturation of LSU-rRNA from tricistronic rRNA transcript (SSU-rRNA, 5.8S rRNA, LSU-rRNA). The record is from RefSeq and is a predicted model, not a curated record.
UCACCCCUGUUUUCCUCCCCCAGCCCAAGCCCUUGGCUGACAGCACAUCCCAGCCCCACCGAGGGGCCGCCCCGCCACCACCAUGGGCAAGAAAAGCAAACUGGGCAAGAGCCGGCGGGACAAGUUCUACCACCUGGCCAAGGAGACGGGCUUCCGUUCCCGCUCCUCCUUCAARCUGCUGCAGCUCAAUCGGAAAUUCCAGUUCCUGCAGAAAGCCAGAGCUCUGCUGGACCUGUGUGCGGCCCCCGGUGGCUGGCUUCAGGUGGCUUCCAAGUUCAUGCCRGUGUCCAGCCUGAUCAUUGGGGUGGAUUUGGUGCCCAUCAAGCCCAUUCCCAACGUGGUGACGCUGCAGGAGGACAUCACCACCGAGAAGUGCCGCCAGGCCCUGCGCAAGGAGCUGCAGACAUGGAAGGUGGAUGUGGUGCUGAACGAUGGAGCACCCAACGUGGGAGCCAGCUGGGUGCACGACGCCUACUCGCAGGCCACGCUGACCCUCAUGGCACUGAAGCUGGCCUGUGAGUUCCUGUGCAAGGGUGGCUGGUUCAUCACCAAGGUKUUCCGUUCCCGGGACUACCAGCCCCUGCUGUGGAUCUUCCAGCAGUUCUUCCAGAAGGUCCAGGCCACCAAGCCCCAGGCUUCCCGCAACGAGUCUGCYGAGAUCUUCGUGGUGUGCCAGGGUUAUCAAGCUCCAGACAAAAUUGACAGCAAGUUCUUUGACCCCAAAUACGCCUUCAAGGACGUGGAGGUCCCCACCAAGUCYGUCAGCGAGCUGGUCAGCAAAAAGAAGCCCAAGGCUGAAGGCUACGCCGAGGGUGACACCACCCUGUACCACCGCUUCACCCUCAUGGACUUCCUCAAGGCCCCCAACCCUGUGGACUUCCUCUCUAAGGCCAACGAGAUCACGCUGGGGGAUGGUGAGCUGGAGAACCACAGCUCCACCACAGAGGAGCUGCGCCAGUGCUGCAGGGACAUCCGAGUGCUGGGUCGCAAGGAGCUCAGGGCCCUGCUGAACUGGAGGACCAAGCUGCGGCGGUUCCUGGCCAAGAAGCUGAAGGAGCAGGCGAAGGAGCUGGAUAUCAAGCCUGGCCCAGGGCUGACUCUCUGUCCCCUCUCCCAGGAUGCCUUCGCUGGCAUUGAGGAUGAUGCAGAUGAGGAGCUGGAGCUGGGGCAGGCACAGGUGCUGGCAGARAGGCAGCGCGAGGCUCAGAGAGAUAAAAUAACAAAGAAGGGGCAGAAGAAGAAGAAGAAGGAGGAGGAGGAGGAGGAGGAGGAGGGCCAGGAGGAGGAGGGCCAGGAGGAGGCUCCAGCCGAGGCCCCCGCUGCAGCAGCCACAGCCCCCACUGCCGAUGAGGCCCGGGAGGAGCAGAGCAGUGACGAUGACAGCAGCAGUGAGGAUGAGAGGCCCCUGGCAGCGGUGGGGAGGAAGCAGGGCCGUGUGGAGCCCUGUGGCUUCGAGGUGGUGCCCAUUGAAAAACCGGUGAAAAGGGCCCUGGACGCAGAGGGCCUGGCCCUGGGCUCAGUCAUCGCCACCUCCAAGAAGGCCCGGCGCGACCUCAUCGACGACUCCUUCAACCGGUACUCAUACAACGAGGAGGAGGGGGAGCUGCCCGAGUGGUUCACGGAGGAGGAGCGGCAGCACCGGCGCCGGCAGCUGCCCGUGGACAAGCAGACGGUGGAGGCGUAUCGGCAGCGCUGGCGUGAGAUCAACGCCCGCCCCAUCAAGAAGGUGGCGGAGGCCAAGGCCCGCAAGAAGAGGAGGAUGCUGAAGAAGCUGGAGCAGAUGAAAAAGAAGGCUGAGGCCGUGGUGAGCACCGUGGACAUCUCGGAGCGUGAGAAGGUGGCCCAGCUGCGCCGCAUCUACAAGAAGGCCGGGCUGGCCAAGGAGAAGCGCCAGGUCACCUACCUAGUGGCCAAGAAGGGCGUGGGACCCCGGGUGCGCCGCCCGCCCGGUGUCAAGGGCCAGUUCAAAGUGGUCGACAGCCGCCUCAAGAAGGAUGUGAGGGCUCAGAAGCGCAAGGAGCAGAAGAAAAAGCGCCACAAGUGAGGUGGGAGUGGCUCCAUCCCCAGCCAGGGACUCUGCUUGGGGCACAGGGCUGGCUCCUGUCCCCCAGUGCCACCUCAGGACCACACCUUGCUCAGUCYGUGCCUUGCUGCGACAGCGCCUCGUGCCCUCCUCUGGGGCAGGGAGAGGUCAGUUGGCUCCUGCUC